Lolium rigidum is the source of this 897-nucleotide messenger RNA. RefSeq lists its product as uncharacterized. Bases 74 to 649 code for a protein of 191 amino acids. The record is from RefSeq and is a predicted model, not a curated record. The transcript is spliced from 7 exons. Lineage: Eukaryota; Viridiplantae; Streptophyta; Magnoliopsida; Poales; Poaceae.
AUUCGACCAAGUUCUCACAUUUCCAAACGGAAAGCGUGUCCCCCCGUAUAGUCUACCGAUUUCAGGUCAGAGGAUGACGACGACGACGGCGACGAGGAGAUGGUGGAAGCGGCGCGACGGCAGCGACGACGCCGACGACCUCGUCCCCAUGGACACCCAAGAGCAGGAGGAGCUGGUCCGGUCGCUGGAGCAGAAGCAGGCGCACCACAGCCGCCGUUGGAGGCGUGUAUUUGCGGGGUUCCUCCUCGGCUACGCGGCCUUCCUCGUCUACUCCAGCUUCCACCAUGCCUGGUCUCCCUGGGAACUGCGAUACCAUGCUUACUUUAUGGAAGAUUUGCCUUCACCGAUGGUCAUAUUUUCAGAUUGGAUAGCUGCCCUUGGAUGCUUAUUAGCAGUUAAGGGGCUACUACAAGAAUCAAAUUCUUCCAAGAGGUGGAUGUGGUAUUCAUUCUAUGUCAGCAUGGCAGUUUCCAUCUUCUGGACAUACUACCUCUUGAAGCUACCAAGGAUCCGAUGGGAUGUUGUGUGGCUCCCGCUUGGCCCUUUGAUUGCUUCCGCGUUGAGCCUCUACGUGGACCAUACACUUAUGAAGUCAAUGCAAGAUAUCAGCACAUUGAGGAGCUAUAUGUACAACUUCAAGUCCCUGUAACUUUGAGCACAUGUCUGUCUAGAUCUUGCACUUAGUUGUACAUCAGAUAGGUUGAAUCCUAUCGAUUUUUGCCGUCUUCUCUGUUCUUGCCUAGUGUCAUUGUCAAGGCAAAAUUCUAAAUAGUCUAGUUGCGUCAGCCUAGCAGAGUCUUUCACGUACUUGCGAAUUAUCAGGUCACCUCACUAUACGGAAUGCUGAUACGAAUCAUGUACCUUUCGGUUAUGUUGUUACCCAACUUACUUUUCAUC